Molecule: messenger RNA, 2096 nt
Organism: Anopheles bellator
Lineage: Eukaryota; Metazoa; Arthropoda; Insecta; Diptera; Culicidae
Product: zinc finger protein ZFP2-like
Exons: 3
Biological process (GO): regulation of transcription by RNA polymerase II
Cellular component (GO): nucleus
Molecular function (GO): DNA-binding transcription factor activity, RNA polymerase II-specific; RNA polymerase II transcription regulatory region sequence-specific DNA binding; zinc ion binding
Source: RefSeq, a predicted model, not a curated record
AGUUUUGCAUUUGUUAUUUUGAGUUAAACAAUGUAAGGUUGUUGUGUCUUUUCAUUUAAGUAAAACGUAGAAUCAAUAAGUGCUAAAGUUGUCACACUGAAAUGGAAACUUUCAUGUAUCUCAAAAAAGCAUUGUCCUCCGGGAACUCGAGCGUGUGUCGUUUGUGCCUGUCGCCGGAUGUGGCUUCGGAACCACUAACGCAAGACGAAACGGGGAAAAAUCUUAUGCAAAAAAUCUUCGAUUGUACAAGCAUUCAGAUCAUACCGUUAACAGGCAUUUCUUCGGUCUUGUGUACCGUUUGCAAAACACGUGUGGAGGACUUUUAUCUGUUUCGUUACCAGUGUAUUAAAAACAACGAGGUUCUCAACAAAUUUGCUGCAGAUUCCAGCAAAUCGCUAUUAAACAACUGUGCAUCAGAAAUCACCGUGCUUUCCAUCGAGCAUGUGCAACAAAUCAAUGUAUCACCAUCACUACUAAACGAGGAUCCCAAAACAAAUGAUGUUAAAAACAUUAAUUUGGAUCAUACAUAUAAUGCACAAGAGACAAACACAGCCCACGAGAUCGACAGCAAGGACGGACUUGAUGUGCCGGAAGUAAAGUUGGAACCGAAUGAUAACAUUCCAUCCGAGGUUCUUGAAGAAGGAGAUCCUCUUAAAAUGGAACCUAAACAGCCGACAAAUUCAGAAACACAUGACGAUACUGAAAUGAACAGCAAUGAGGAAGAUAAUCAGUGCCUCGAGAAUGCUGCUCGCAGGACAGUUCAAGUCCUGCCACAAGCUGAUUUGCAGUUAUUUCAAGAGCCGAUUGAACGAAUUCACAGCGAGGAAGCAACGUUUGUUUGUAAAUUUUGCAACGAUGCGUUCACAUCCCGAGAUACGUUGCAGCAACAUGCGAAAACUCAUCACAAGGACGAGCUGCACAAAUGCCCUUACUGUUCCACAAGUUUUGUGGCACAUCAGCGUUUAGUUAUCCACCUUCGUUAUCACACCGGAGAGAAACCUUUUGAGUGCCAAGUCUGCCACAAAGCGUUUGUGUCGCAACAGACCUUAAACAGCCACAGUAAAAUUCAUAACAAGGAUCAAUAUCACCAAUGUCCUCAGUGUCCCGCUAAGUUUGCGCACGCAGGGAAAGUGUCGAUUCACAUUCGCACCCAUCAUACGGGCGAAAAGCCUUUUGUUUGCAAAAUCUGUAACAAAGCAUUUGCUGCAUCAUUCCAGCUGACUGCUCAUAUGCAUAAGCACAACGACAAAAAGCGUUUUAUUUGUCAUUACUGUUCUGCUAAAUUCGCCUAUGCAACAACGCUUGAAACCCACAUUAGUCGAACCCAUGCCAGCGCAGAAAUACCCAGCAGGCCUUAUCAGUGCAAAAUUUGCAACAAAUCUUUCAAAACACAUUCUACCCUGAUACAUCAUAGAAAAAUUCAUACCCAUGGCAGACAAUAUGAAUGUUCUCAGUGUCCUGCUAAGUUCUACGACCCAUCUUCCCUCAAAAUACACAUCCGCUUCCAUACCGGAGAAAGGCCUUAUGUGUGUAAAGUUUGCGACAAAGCGUUCUAUACAUCCUCUCAUCUAAAAACGCAUAGUAGAACCCACAACAAGGACGAACAGUAUCAAUGUACCUAUUGCCCGGCUAGGUUUGCACAGUCUGCUUACCUUAAAAUCCAUAUCCGUAGACACACCGGUGAAAGGCCUUUCAUGUGCGAAAUUUGUGCUGCUAACUUUAAAGAUGAAACGUCGCUUAAAAACCACAUCCGUCGAAUCCACGAAGCAAUACCUAGCAAAACUGUUGAGUGUAAAAUAUGCAACAAAGUUUUAAGUUUUCUAAGCAUAGCUAAGCAUAUGAAAACUCACGAAUCCGCACCAACAAAGCUCAAACCCAACAUCCGUACAAACCCCGCCAGCGCGCAAACACGCAGCAGUAAUGUAGAGUGCAACUUAUGCAACAAAGUCUUAAGUUGCCCAAACAGCCUAAAGAAACAUAAGAAAACUCACGAACCCAAGUUGGAGAAGGACAAAAAAUAUCAGUGCCCUAAAUGUCCCUCUAAGUUCUAUGAUUCUGGUGCUCUCCAAAGGCACAUCCGCCAUCACACCGGAGAA